GUGAAUAGGAUGCGUGUGAAUUUUUGACUCCAGCGUCUUAUCAAAAGCGUCUCCCUUUCUUUGAGUCCUUCCUUUAUAUUCUCGCGACCUUCUCUGGAGAACACUCGCUUCUUUCUCCUUCCCGCAUCCUCUGAGAGGCCUUUGAGCAGAACACUCCCUGAAACGACUGCCAUCAUGCUCUUCUCUUCUUUCCUUCUUGGGCUCACGCUCACCAAGUUCGGCAUAGCUGGCUAUGUACUGGAAGACGACUACAGCCCCUCGAACUUUUUUGACAAGUUCGACUUUUUUACCGCACGGGACCCGACACAUGGAUUUGUCCAAUAUGUCGACAAGGGUACCGCCCAGGGGUCCGGACUGAUCAAGACCUCAUCAGACUCCAUUUAUAUGGGUGUCGAUACGGAGAAUGAGACUCCCAAUGGACGGCCAAGCGUGCGGAUAACGAGCAAGAAGGCGUAUAACUCCGGACUCGUUAUCCUCGAUCUAUCGCACAUGCCCGGAAGCGUCUGCGGAACUUGGCCUGCGUUCUGGAUGGUGGGACCGGACUGGCCUCACGGCGGAGAGAUCGACAUCAUCGAAGGCGUCAAUGCCCAGCAAUCCAAUUCCAUGGCCCUACACACUGCCCCCGGCUGCACCAUCAAUCCCAGCACUGUCAACCGCGCUUUCACUGGCCAAAUCCACACUCCCAACUGCGACGUCAAAGCCCAAGGCCAAUCCGCCAACGAAGGUUGCUCCAUCAGGGCCCCGGAGAAUCACCAAGCCACCUACGGCGACGACUUCAACGCCGCCGACGGCGGAGUCUACGCUACGGAAUGGACCGAAGACUACAUCGGCAUCUGGCACUUUCAGCGCAACGCCAUCCCCGAAGAUAUCAACAGCGGCACCCCGGACCCAACGAAAUGGGGUCGCCCGAUCGCCCUCUUCCACGGCGGCUGCGACUUCUCCAAGGCGUUCCAGGAGCAGCGGAUCGUCUUCGACACCACCUUCUGCGGGGACUGGGCGGGGAACGUCUUCUCGAGCGACUCCACGUGCGCAGCGAAGGGGAAUUCGUGCAACGCGUUUGUUCGGGAUAAUCCGAGCGCGUUUACGGAGUCGUUCUGGCGGGUGCGGUCGCUGAAGGUCUACCAGCAAGAUACCCAUGACGGGUUUAUCGGACUUUCACCAAGUGAGCCGUUAAGCAGCAGUCAGAGCAUCAGUCAGAGCAGCAGAAGCAGCAGCAGCAGUGUGGGAAGCAGUGUGAGCAGUGGCAACAGCUCAUCCCCUGUGACAGCCACGACAUUCGUGACGUUCACACGGCCGGCGAGUGUACCGCAGUCGCCGUCUAAGGCUCCGCCUGGUUCCGAUUCGGCUCCUGCAAUCGUCACCAAGACGGAAAUUCGGACUGUCUACGGCCCCCCUCCCACGGAAGUUGUCCCGCUCGAAGAGGAGAGGACGACCGUCACACAGAUGGUAACCGUAUAUUUGAAAAGCACUGGAUCGUCUUCAUGAGGCGUUCUGGUGUUUGCGGCAAUAGACUCCUUCGACGGAUUAUGAUCGGCGUCUCCCUGGUUUGGGAGUCAUGGAAUGUCGACUCAGGCAUUCAUUCCUUCAUCAACAUCGCCACCCCCCGGAUCUUCCACGUUGCCAAUCUCCUCUAAUGACUCC
Molecule: messenger RNA, 1641 nt
Organism: Eremomyces bilateralis CBS 781.70
Lineage: Eukaryota; Fungi; Ascomycota; Dothideomycetes; Eremomycetales; Eremomycetaceae
Exons: 4
Coding region: 175-1485 (436 amino acids)
Biological process (GO): glucan catabolic process
Molecular function (GO): hydrolase activity, hydrolyzing O-glycosyl compounds
Source: RefSeq, a predicted model, not a curated record